Messenger RNA from Aplysia californica (California sea hare), 1576 nucleotides. RefSeq lists its product as uncharacterized. Lineage: Eukaryota; Metazoa; Mollusca; Gastropoda; Aplysiida; Aplysiidae. Gene Ontology annotation, biological process: regulation of cell cycle. Bases 30 to 1469 code for a protein of 479 amino acids. The record is from RefSeq and is a predicted model, not a curated record. The transcript is spliced from 5 exons. Gene Ontology annotation, cellular component: cytoplasm; spindle microtubule; nucleus.
UUCGCGCCGGGCUCUGCGCUCUGACGUCAAUGGGACUAUAUAAGGGAAAGAUCCCAGGGUUUUAUUUUCGCAGCCCUGGACAUUUGAAAAUGACCAAGAUAACGUCUAUCAACUCUGUCGACGACGCGCAGCUACCUUCAACCGAAAACACACCAGAUUCGAUACCAGACUUGGAGCAUUCAGUUGAUAUGGAGGGAUCAGGAGAUCCUGAUGAUGGAACACAUGAACUCGAGUCAGAUAUUUCCCCUUCCGUAGAUAGCUUUCCAACAACAGCUUCAGGCGAUGAGGAACAAGAGUCACCGGAAACAGCUGAAACUGCAACUGUCUCAAAACCACCAAUGAUAAAAGAGUUAGCCCUUGCAUUUUGGUUUUAUAUUGGUUCAUGCGGAAUUCUGAAAAAAUACCUGGGUGUCAAAGAUUAUACAGAAAAACCAACAAAUUAUGAAAUUUCAUCUCUGCCAAUUAAUUACGGAUGCAACACUGAAAAUGCCCUUUGGGUUUUUCCUGUUAUUUCGAUUAUAACUGGCUACAUACAAUAUGAAGAACUGAACGAAGAACGGUGUCGGCUUUUAACUUUUCGCCCAGAAGUUAAUUACCUCUCGAGAAAGGCUUUAGCAAAAAAUGGCUUUUACUACUUUGGGAAUGGACACCGCAUUGCCUGCUAUUUUUGCAAGAGGUGGGGCACUGCCUUGGGCGACCCGGAGGGUUUGCAAGAGAUACGCUCGUGUCAUCACACAAAUUGUCCAAUGGUGACAGGAGAACCGUGUAAUAACAUCCCACUUUCUGUGAGUAGCUGUCAGGACCCCACGGCCGAAAGUCAAACGGUAGCAGAGCAACCCACUGAUGAGAACAAUGACAUACCACUUGGAAGAUGGCUGGACCAAGCAGCAAGGGAUGAUGUCCCGGUUCGUAGAGAGAGGCUUCUUUCCUUGCAAAAUGAUUGUGGAAUAGAGGAUCACAGGAGGAUCAUGUCCCCUCCGCUUUACCCGCUUUUGUCAAGACCUGAAACAAGAAGGCUAUAUUUUCCCAUCUCCAUCGAUAGUAGAAUCAUCGAAAACUUCUCGGGGGCAGGUUUCUUUUUUGCUGAGGAAAGCAUCUGCUGCUUCUGGUGUGGAAUUCGGUUUGCUUUCGAAAGGGUAGCUUUGCAAGUCGUCGACAUCUGGGAACUACACGCCCAAGAGAAACCAACAUGUGUUUACCUUAUCCUUCGAAUGGGGCUGGCUAACGUACAACGCUGGAGUGGACAUAGUCAAAUACAACAUUCUCCACUCCAAGAAGCUGCAGUAUCACGGCCAAUUCAAGAAGAGGGCGAGACAGCCUCAAGCACAUGUCGCGCAUGUAACAGACGACCACGGGAAGUUCGAUUCCUACCGUGUGGACACGUUGUUUACUGUGCAGAUUGUGCCAGUGUCCAGUUUUGCUAUGACUGUCAUCGGCCCGUACACGACAGGAUUCGUGCUAACCCCUGAAUGGGUUUUCAAAAAGGAUGGACAAUGUAGUAUUUUAACUGAAUAAUAUUCACCAUCAAUAUCAUCGUCACAAUUUUUAAGAAAUUAAUAAAAUAUUCAUCGUCUUC